AUGAUCCUCGGUCCUAUAAGUCUCAUUGACUGUGCAGUCUUUCUCAUUUUCCUUGCACCUCAACUCAUAUGGAAUGCUGGGUUCUUUCUGACUCUGCUCACGGCUCUCAAGGCUUUGCCAUUUCUAUUGGUUCAAUUACCUUAUGACUUUGUCACAGAUCGUUACUUGACUCAUCCAAGUCGACAAUUGGCCUUUACGCAGACGGCUACAGUGUUCGAGGACAUCGUGAUACGCUGCGUGCGAUAUGCGUUUGCCAACAUCCCUGCCAAAGUCGGGAGAGUCUUUUUUGGUAAAUACGUUGCACUGCCAUUCACUCGAUGGCGGAUGCUUCGUCAUGGUUAUAUAAGAUCCCCGGUCCACUAUCGGGAGUAUAGCAUUGGGAAAGGGAAUGUUGAGACUAAAGGUACCUGGAUUAUGCAUCAUCCAGAGCAUCCUCCCGAUUUUGUUCUUUAUUAUAUCCAUGGUGGAGGAUUCCUGAUGGGCUCGAGUUAUUUCUACCUUGAGUUCCUUAUGGCCUGGCAUCACCUGCUGGUUGAGGGAGGGUUCAAGAACCCGGCCAUAUUUGCGCUCGAGUAUACUUUGGUACCGGACCAAGUCUACCCAAGACAGGUUCUGGAGGCACUGGAAGGUUACAACCAUGUCCUUGAAGUCGUCAAGGACGCCUCAAAGGUCUGUGUCUCGGGCGACUCAGCCGGUGGCUCAUUGAUUCUCAGCUUGCUGCUCGAGUUGGGCGCUCAGGCUGGUAACCAAGAUAAGAUAGGGGUCAGGGCCGACGUCCGAGGUGGUCUUGCUGACCCUGAUCCGCCACAACUGCCAUUGCCUAGAAUGGCGACACUCAUCUCGCCAUGGAUAACGCUCAUGUCAAAGCUGCACUACAGUUCCAAAAGCGACUUCUUGGACAAACGUACCUUGUGGAGAUAUGCGCAUGAGUACGCAGGAGAGAACAUGAUUCAACAACAGCCAGCCUCUCCUGGUAAUUGCGUCGACGACAAGCUCUGGAGAGCGGCUAGUCCCGAACGAGGAUAUUUUGUUAUCUUUGGGGAAGAAGAGGUUUUCGCGCCAGACGUUGAAGAAUUCCUCAAACGGCAAACCAAGAUCGGUGUCCAAGCUGAAGGACAGAAAUUUGAUGGGGGUAUCCACGCAUGGCCGGUAGCCUCAUUGUUUCUUUCAAGCACCGAGGAGAAGCGACUGCAAGGACUUCGAACUGCUGUCAAAGAAAUUAGAAGAAGAAUGUUUGAAUGGGGUACAUUGAACGGUGACAAAGUGUAA
Molecule: messenger RNA, 1269 nt
Organism: Fusarium coffeatum
Lineage: Eukaryota; Fungi; Ascomycota; Sordariomycetes; Hypocreales; Nectriaceae
Exons: 4
Coding region: 1-1269 (422 amino acids)
Molecular function (GO): hydrolase activity
Source: RefSeq, a predicted model, not a curated record